This is a messenger RNA of Plutella xylostella (diamondback moth), 9527 nucleotides long. Lineage: Eukaryota; Metazoa; Arthropoda; Insecta; Lepidoptera; Plutellidae. The record is from RefSeq and is a predicted model, not a curated record.
AUAGCCUCAUCGCCAUAUUUAAAAGUACACAUUUGGGUGACGCCAUGACAGGUCACGUGAUGUAAAUUUUUGUCGGGCAUGCGCAACGAUCGCAGAUUUUCCAAGUGAUUUUUGAAACGGAUGCCGCAGACAAUGUGAUAUUCUUCCAAAGUGACAGUGUUGUGUAAAGCAAAGUGGACUCUAACGCUUUGAGGAUAGCAGUGCUAAUGCCAUGUUAGGAACAUCAGUGUUUAAUGUUUUUUGUAUGAUAGACUUUCUGGAUUUAUCCGUGGAUAAACUGUUCCUGUGGUAAUUAUGGCGCACUUCCCCCAACCAGCCUCCCUCGAGGCGGCGUUACCCCUCCUCACCAGGCCAGACCUGCGCCUGCGCCAGCAGCUCGGAGACCAGCUGGUGGAGCUGGUGCGGCGCGAGCCCGAGAUCAGCCAGGAUGUAGCGGCCCAAUUGUUGGAUGCCCUGACGGCGUGGCUGCAGGGAGGGAACUUUAAGGUGGCGCAGAAUGGGCUGGAGGUGGUGGCGGCGCUUGCGGAGCGGCUCGGCGCCGACUUCUCCGUCUACGUGCCCAGUGUCAUGCCGCAUAUUAUUGACAGACUAGCAGACACUAAAGAGGGCGUGCGCCACAUGGCCCGCGUGUGCGUGUCCACACUCGCAGCCAAUCGCUGCGCGCCUCCCAAGAGUCUCUUAGCGAGGCUCACGCCGGCUCUAGCUCACAAGGCUCUACACGCCAGGGAAGAGACCUUGCACGCUAUCAGUGAUUUAUUGGAGGCGCACGGCGCCCAAGAGUUGCAACUCCGCGCGGCGGUGCCCAACAUAGCGGCGCUGCUGAGCGACCCGGGCGCGGCCGUGCGGGACGCCGCGCUGCAGCUGUUGGUGGACGUUUACAGACACGUCGGUGAAAGACUCCGGCAAGACCUGAAGAAGAAAGAGCUAGUCCCAGCCCAGAAGAUGGCGCUUCUCGAGCAGCGGUUCGACGAGGCGCGGGAAGCUGGCCUGCUGUUACCCACAGCGGUAUCAAACAACGACGAGACAGACUUCGUAUCCCGCACCGUGAAGCGACAGAUGACGAUACCGACCGCGCCGCGCCGCGACGCCGACAGCGGCGCCUCCACGCCAGCCGGUGAACCCCCCAAAAGGACAGUCCCAGGCCUGUACAGUCUGCCAUCUGGGAAUAGGAAACCUCCGCCGCCCACCAAACUAUCCAGUGCAGUAUCAAGCGCACCCCUAUCCGCCGGCGAGGCAGGCGCGGUCUCCUGGGAAGCCUUCGAAGCAGCCUUCGCGUGCACAGCCCCGGCGGCCGUGUACGGGGCGCGCGGGCUCGACGACCUGUGCCGCCACGCCGCCGCGCUGCUGGGGGACAAGACCGCCGAGUGGGAGAAGAGGGUCGACGCGUUAAAGAAGAUCCGUUCGCUACUAACAGCCAACGCGCACACACAGUUCCCCACGGAGUUUUACGCGCACCUGAAAGAGCUGUCGGUGCCGUUUCUGGUCGUCAUCAAGGAUUUGAGGAGUCAGGUGGUCCGAGAAGCGUGUAUCACGAUAGCGCACAUGGCCAAAGUGUUGAAGAACAAACUGGAACAGUUCGUCCUGUAUAUCCUGCAGGAGCUUAUCAACUUGAUACAGAAUGCUGCUAAGGUGGUAUCAUCAGCGGGCACGGUCUGCGUCCGCUUCAUCGUGUCUCACGUGCACUGCGCUCGCCUGCUGCCCGCCGUCGCCGCGAACCUCACCUCGCACAAGAGCAAGGAGAUACGGUCCACACUCAGUGAGGUGCUAGUCCUGAUCCUGGAGAAAUGGUCUCCGAGCAUAGUGGAGAAACAACAACAAGUGGUCCGCGACGCCAUCCGCCGCGCCGCCGUCGACGCUGAUUGUAAUUGCCGGACGCACGCGAGAAAAGCGUACUUCGCGUACAUCCGCAUGUUCCCCGAAGACGCGGAGGCCCUAUUCCUGAGGCUGGACUCGGCCGCACAGAAACAGAUAGACCGGGAGCGGCACAUGGCCAGUGCGGACUGCCUGCAUACUGUCGCUAAUGAUAGAAGAAUAUUGACAAGCCCGCGCAGUCCCUCCGUCAGUGUAUCCGACCGAUCCCCAGCCCCCACGGCCGGCCGCUCAGUGUCGGCCCUGGACGCGGCGGCGGCGCAGCGCGCGCGCGCCCGCGCCAUGUACUCGCACAUGGGCCGCGCCAAGCUGCACUCCAACACUGCCAGCUUACCUCGAGCCAAGCGGUCACCGGUGGCCGGCGGCGGAGUGCCCCCCAGCCCAGAACAUAAUAGCGCUAGAUCUAGGUCUAGACCGAGGGUGUCUCACUCGCAACCGACAUCCCGCUCCUCGUCCCCCAUGGGUCGCAACAGCGGCGCGCUGUCGCUGGCGCCGCGCCGCCGCCCCUCCGGCAUCCCGCGCUCGCUCGCCGGCUCCCGCGAGACCAGCCCCAACAGAACGAGCCGCUCAAACAGCGUAGUGGGUUCAACACUGCGGCGCCGCGAGUCCGUGGAGCGGUCGACACGGGCCCCCACCUCGUCGAUACGGCUGCUGCAGCAGAGCAGGGACGCUGAGGGCAGUUUGAGGAGCCCCGAAGACCACUCUCUGCUGGACAGCUCCCGCAUCCGGGACGACGACUCUGAAGCUUCGAGCGUUUGUUCAGAACGAAGCAUAGAUUCUUAUAGACGGCACGAUAGCGUGUCCUGGUCGGGCUCCAUGUCCCGCCUCGGCUGGGAGGCGCCGCCGCCGGACGACAUCAUUGCGCUGUGCGCCUGCACGCACUGGACCGAGCGCAAGGACGGACUUACGCACCUGGCCAACUACCUGAACAGCGGUCGUCUAUUAACGGAGGAUCAGCUGAGGCGUCUGACGGAGCUGUUGAAUAAGAUGUUUGUGGACGCGCAUACUAAGGUGUUCUCCCUGCUCCUGGACGCGGUCUGCGAGCUGCUGCUGGUGCACUGGCAGCAAUUGAAGGACUGGCUCUACCAGCUCAUGUUCAGGUUGCUGAUGAAGCUAGGCACCGACAUCCUGGGCUCAGUUCAGAGCAAGAUCAUGAAGACUUUAGACGUCAUACACGAGUGCUUCCCCGCUGAGCUACAGCUGCACAAUAUAUUCAGGUUCCUAGCUGACGGCGCGACCGCCCCCACUGCUAAGACGAAGGUGGCUGCGUUAAGGUUUCUGGCAGACUUGGCGCACGACUACUGCGCUCCCAAUAGUCUGGCGACAGCUUUACAUGGCGGCGCCACCGGCGUGGCUGGACGAGCCAUAGUUCGGGUAGUCCACCUCGCCAGCGACCCACGAGGCGGCGACGUGCGUCCCACCGCCCGACGCGCCCUUGCUGCGUUAUAUGACUGCAAUCCGCCGCCUUUCACGGCGCUGAUGAACGAGCUGCCGGCGGACACUCAAGCCGUGGUCAACAGCAUCGUGCAGCAACACGUACGCAGGACCUCCAGCAGCAGCGACAGCCCAAUCCGCCACGCGCCGGCGGCGUCCAACUCGGCGUGCCCUGAAGACGUGCACUCCAGAAUACGCAGGACCACCACCGAGAUACACACGUACACCGCGCAACAUGCCAACGAGUGCGGCAACAACCACAUGUCGAGCAAAGACUCGGGCAUCAGUCAGAUGUCAGACGUCACGCUCUCGAAUAGAGGAUUCAACGGAGUGCCCAACGGACAUUAUCAUGCCGAGCCGGUGGCGCGCGCCGCGUCCGCCGACAGCUCGGAGGGCGCGAGCACCAAGGAGUCCUCGCCCACGCACCAGCGCCACGACUACGCGCACCAUGAAUUCAACUCAAACGUGGGUCGGGAUAAACUUCGGCCGUACGAGACUGACGAAAACGGAUAUAUUAUUACUAAGUGCGGCCUCCGCGAGCCAGAAGUUCUAGAAGCGCUAUGCAAGUUGGACGUGAACCAAGAACCUCCGGAGCAGUGGGAGCGACUCUUACUCGCCACGCACGAGGUACUCAAGUACGGGGACUGCCGCCUGCCGCAGGAGUACUUCAAGAACAUAGUGCGCGUGGCUCUAGCAGCUCUCAGCAACGAGGAGUGCUCCGCGGACAAGGAGAACUCGGAGACCGGCUCCAAUGCCAACCAGUCCUCAGGUUGGAACACGGCGAGCGAGCGCGCGGCCGCCGAAGCAGUCCGCGUGCUAAUCUGGCUGUGCCGCCGCCCCGAGACCCGAACUCAAUGGCUCGAGUACUUCGACCUGAUCCUGCUGAAACUCAUGAACGCAUACAGCGCACUCAGCAAGGAGGUGAUGCGGGCUGUGGACGCGGGGCUGCCGCAUGUGGCGGAUAAACACUCGGCGGAGCAGGUGCUGACCCUCCUAAAGCCCGUGAUCCGGACCCGAGGCUACCCGAUAUCCCUCUGCGCGCUGAAGCUCGCCGCCGAGGUGGCCAAGGCGCGGCCGCACGAGCUGACCGACGAGACUGUCGGCUCGCUGAUGCAGGGCGUGGCACAGCUGGCGGACCACCAGAACUCGGCGGUGCGCAAGGCGGCCGUCUUCUGCAUGGUGGCGUUCACAUGUGCGCUGGGAGAGACUCGCAUGAAGCCCCAUCUGGCGCUGCUGUCUGUCAGCAAGUACCGACUGUUGCAGGUAUACAUAAGCAAGAACCGCAGCGAAGCCUCCAAAUCCCCGGGAGGGUCGUAGCGGCGCCGCCGACGCGCGCGCACCGCCACCCGCGCCACGCAGACCGACUGAGCAGCAGCUUCAUCAUCGUCAGCAGAGGUGAUGAGGGUUACCUGGAGUACCGGAUGUAUAGUGCUGGAGAGAUGUGAGAGUCAGUUGUUAAUAUUUUUGUUACUGGCUCAUAGUUUGUUGUGAAUCCUUAUUAUCACCGGUAUACUAUCUUGUUGGUUCUCAUCAUCCUCAGUGGUGAUGAAUGUAGCCUGAAGUACCAGAUGUAGUGGGUUGUUAAUCCUUUACUGACUUAUAGUUUGUUUUGGUUCUUCAUCAUCAUUGUAGUCACUGGUAAUGAGGUGAUGAAUGUUACCUGGAGUAGUGCUGGACGUGAGAGGGUUAGUCAGCUGAUACUUGUGUUACUGACUCAUAGUUUGUAUUGAAUCAUCAUCAUCAUCACUGGUGAUGAAUGUUACCUGAAAUAGAGCUGGAAGAGAGUGCUGUUGAUCUUUGUGACUCAUAAUGUAUGUUUGUUCAUCAUCAUCACUUGUGUUCAAAUUAAACAAGGCAGUGUGGGGAUUAGUUAUCUGUCGAUUUUUGUGUAUUAAUGUUACUGACUCAUAUUAUAUUUUGUAGAUUCUUCUUCAUCAUUAUAAUCAUCUUAGGUGAUGAAUGUUAUCCAAAAUUGUAUUGUUAAACUCAAACUCAAAUGUUUUUAUUCAUCGUAUAAAUAUAAAAUUUUCUGAUGAACGUAAAUUUUUACAAACUACCCUCCGUUCGGAUAAGGGGCUCUUUCUGUUAGUAGGUCAUAGAUCUUUUUAUACUGAUUUUAUUGAUUCAUGAAUGUCAACUGCUGGUAAUAGGAAGGUUUAUUGAGUAACUGGUGAUGAUGGGUUUAGUCAGGGGUGUUAAUUGAUUUCAUCACCAUCAUCGAAAUUUGGUGAAUGGUGAAUUAAGGAAAUUAUGAGUCAGUAAUGCAAUGUGGAUGCAAAAUUUUGCUAUUAUAUCGAUAAUUAUACUAAACAGAAUAGGAAUUGUAUGUAGACUUCGUUUGUGUCUCAUACAAGCCUAGGUGGUGAAUGGUACUGAAAGCAAAUUGGCUAAAAAACAUUUGUAUAAUUGAUUUACUGUCAGUUUAUAGAGGAUUUGAUAUUUUGUAAAAUUUUGCAUCCAUCCAACAGCUGUGGGCCUUAUUGUAUUUCGGACUUUAGUUCUUUUGAAUUAAGAUCUAAUUGUGUUUAACAAUCCACACUUUUAUAAUGAUGUGAUGGAAAACUUAAUGCUUUUGCUUUUAUGUAACAUGUGAUAUAUAUUUUAUUCUUUACAUGGGUGUUAAAAAUGUUAUAAUAGGUUUACAAAUAUAAUUAUGUUAACAAAAUUAUGUAAAGAAUAAAUUAUUACCGUGUAUUUGUUAUUUAUAGUGACCAUGCUACAUGCAAGAGCUGAACCCAGACAUUUACGGAAAUGACCGGGUCGUCGGCAUGUCAGCGACAUUUGUUUACUUCAUGUAAAUAAUCCUUUGAAAAGACAUAAUGUUAUAUAUUUUUUUGACACAAGGCACUGAAAAGAUCUCUUGGGAAAAGGUUAAGCGCGCGUCGAUAAAAAGAAAGGUUGGAUAAGAAUAAGUAUUUUUGAUGUGAAAUUCUGUUUGAUUGUCUAAUUAUAAGCUUUUAGGCUGUAAAAAAUUAAGAUGUUAAUCGCGAUUUCAGUCAAAGAUGGUGUGUAAAUGUUAAAGUAUUAGUCUUGUACAUCGGCUGUCGUAGCUUUCCCUAUUGUCUGUGAAAUUCGUGGCUAUCUAUCUCGCUCGGGCACAAUGAAGGAAGCUUGUAAAGUCGCGAUUUUUCUCAAAAUCUCUUUGUAAUAGGGCGUUUUUGUAUAAAACCUAGCGGUAGUGUUGUCGUUUCAUACAGACCUAGCCAUGUUUUGGAAUGUACGGUUUUUCUCUUCGACUGCAACAUCUGUUUGCACUAGAAUUUAUGGUUCUAUUCUCACAAAGGAUGAUGCUUUUUUACAAUAGUUAAAAUACAUUAUUUUUACUUUAAUGUUAUAAAAGUAUAAAUAUCUAUUCUAUUGUAUAUUGUAUUUAUUAUUCGGGGUAUUUCAGUGCCUACACAAAGCUUACACAAUGUUUCUUGUAAAUUAACCAUUAAUGUAAUGUAAUUAACUAUUGAUUCCUCAUAUUUACCCAAAAAUAUCAUUAAUGAUAAAGAUAAACAAACAUACAACAACAAAAAAUCAGAAAAUACGAUAAUACUAUACAAAACAAAGAAUAACACAAUAGGUUGCUGUCCAGAGCGUCAAAAAGGCACCAGCUCAGCAUAUGCUGUAGACAAUAAGGCCACAGGCUGAUUUUCAGCUGGCCCUUACAAGGUGACCUCGUUACAAUGUUCGACUUUACCAUUUUGUCUCGAUAAAUAAUAUUUAUAAUUUUUCAUGAGUUCACUUGUCAUAAUAAUACAUAAUUCCAUUAUGUACAAUUCGUGAUUAUAUAAUAAGAUGCCGAAGGUUCUGCUUCUACUUCUAGGUACAUACUAUUAUGUUUUUAAAACAUACUAUUUUAGUUCUAAUUUCUCACACCAUUCGCUUUAAUGGCGCUACCGUCGCUUUAAGCUAGUCUUUCUGAUUUCAUUAGUUCUAUUUAUUGUUUCUCGUCUUGAAAAUUAUGGGUUCUAUAAUCUUUCUGUUUUUUUAGAUUAUGGAAGGCAGAUUUUUUUAAAAUUUAUUGUAACACUUAUUUACUUUUACGUAAAGUUUUAUAAAUCAGCCAAUCAUGAUCAGAUUUCUGAAGAGCCUAAAAUUAAGCCAAAAUAAGUGUGUAAAAGAUAAACUGGUCGUAUUUUAAAAUAUCUUUGAUACAACGUCAUUACUCUUUGUGAUUUUCAGUGUGACCAGUUUAUAUGAUAUGCAGUCUUAAUGCCAAUAUCUCCAUAGUCGGUUAUCUAACCGACCAGGGUUGGUUAAUCAAUUAUACGUCAUCUCCAUAUAAAAUUCUUGACAGAUGUGUUAAAAGUCAACCACUAAUACCUGGUUAUGCUCUAACCGACUAUGGAGAAAUUGGGACUUAUCCUGGGUUUACUGGGUUAACUUUACAACGGGUAAAAGAUGAAGGAUUAUUUCUUUGGAAUCUAUUUACUCUUGGCCUUUUCAUCACUCAGCUACUAGCUACUACUACCUUCUGGCUAGUAGUAGCUCCGAAUUUUAAUAUUUUUCAUAGACUUUCAUGUUAGUAUUAGGUUGCUUGGGUCCAGAAAUCUAGAGUUUUUUUCAUCUGAAUUUCCUUUUUAAAUGAUGUAUUAAUUGAAAUUUAGUCGGUUAGUGCAUAGCUAUUUUCUACCAUUUAUAAAUUGGUGCGAUAUUAUUCUUUAUGUAUUUAUAGUUUUAGUUUCUAAUCAUGCUUUCGACUUUUUUAUGCUUAAAUAGUAAAAAAUGUACAAUAUUUAUGAUUUCUGAGUGAUUGUUAGGCGUUUGUUGUGUAUUUGUGUAGAUAGAUGGCGUUGUGUUGUGCCUUUAUGCCAAAAACUCCGUUUAACAUUAGCGAGAAGUCUUACCCUUUCAUACUAUGAACUGUCAGAUUAACAAGGGCUUGUAAGCGUCACGUGAUAAUCGAAUUUGGACUGUCUGACCAACACUAAAGAGUUGACUAGACUUGGAAUAUCACCAAACUGACAGUUCAUUCUAUGAAUUCGGGAAUUGAAGUUGACAGCUGUCAAAAAUUCACAGUUGAUUUUAAGACAACUGUCAAAAAGUUGUGGAGGUUAUAUUUGAUUGUAAUCGUUACGUUUUACCCAAUUCGAUUGUGAAUUUGUGAAAACUUUUGUACAUUAAAAAAAUACUCUAUAAUUAAAAAAGUUUAUAUUGCUUUGUUGUUGACUUUUGAUGGCUUCGAAACCGGACAAUUGUUUCAUAGUUAACGCUGUAGCUAGCAUGUCUGUUUAUUUCAUCUAAAUUUGACUAAUUCUUAAUUUACAGCUUCCAAUUUUGUAGAAAAAUACAAUAGUAUCAACAUAAUAUAAAGUAGCAUUCAGAAAAUAUCUUUAUAUUAUUUUAACAGUAACCUGCUUUAGACAAUGUAGUGGAACAAAAUUUGUGUACUGUUUGUGUCAUUGUCAUAACAUCAUUUAUAAAAAAAAUGUAUGUACCCUCAUGUUAUUUUUUACACACAAAUGCAGAAAUAUAGUUAUAAAUCUGUACCUACAUUAUAUUUCCAACAUAAGAGAGCGGAAAAUGUGAGAAUGUACAUAAAUAGGAGAUUACUGCAAAGCUUAUGUAUAUCUUUUCACAAUAAUGUAACCUUGAAUCUCGUUUUUAUAACACAAAAAUGACACCAUCUUAUUUAUCUUGCUUCUCAUUAUUAUAUUAUAACAAUAAAAAAUGCUUAAAAAAUAGUCAGAUAAUGGCCAUUGAUAGGGAAAAAUAUUUUUGUUUUUACAUGAAUAUGGGUGGUAAUUUUUUUCUUUUUCUGUACACCAAAUCUUGUUAACUUUUAGUUCUAGAGUCAAUUUUCUGUCUAUAGGUACAUUGUCUGUCUGAGAAAUCAUAUUUUAAGUAUUUGUCAUGUGUAAAUCGGAAAUAUUCGCUAACAUUCCUUUUCGAAAUUUGUUUUUUUGGUUACUAAAGUUUUAUGUAAAAACUCUUAAUUUUUUUAUUGAAUAAAAUCUUGGAGUGAAGGAUUUUUAAUACUUAAAGUAUGAUGUAUGAUUAAAAAUUACUUUGUCUAAGAACAUCAAGCAAAAUUGAGGUUUUUGGUAGCCAUUUUGAUUUUUAAUUUAAAAUGUUUAAAAAAACUGCAUUUAUAUUAUUUAAAAAAGCUUUUGAUUGAGUGCGAGUGCUAUCGUGUCAAAUGUACCCGUAACGUUUAUUGUAUUAAAUUAAUGAUUAAUAUGAUUAAAUUAAUUAAUGUACGAUAGUUAUGAAUAAAAAUGAUUUUUAAGCCUUUA